Molecule: messenger RNA, 813 nt
Organism: Saitoella complicata NRRL Y-17804
Lineage: Eukaryota; Fungi; Ascomycota; Saitoellomycetes; Saitoellales; Saitoellaceae
Exons: 1
Coding region: 50-715 (221 amino acids)
Source: RefSeq, a predicted model, not a curated record
ACCCAUCCACAUUCAACGUCUACUCUCAAGAGCAGAUCAAAUCACAAUCAUGUCAUCAACGACCGACGAACCCCAACCCCAAACCCGCCCCACAACCCGCACCCGCUCCUCAACCCAAGGCUCCUCCUCCCAAAAACGCUUCGCCUCAGCAAUCGCAACCCUAACAACCCCCAUGAACGAAGAAGAACCCUUCGAGAACUUCCAAACAACAUCACCGCCCACCUCCCCAUCCCUCCGUGGUCCCAAAGACCCGAAUAUCCGGGAUCCGGAUAGGAGUAAUCCGUAUCGAGAACGGAAUGAAAGACCGAUGGAUACGAUUCGGAGGUUUGAAGCGUUGGCGAGGGGGGAGGAGUAUGUGCCGGGAUAUGGAGGUGGGCAGCAGGGGUGGGAGAGGCCGAAGAAUGUGAGGAGUCCGUAUGAUGUUGAGGAGAUUUUUGCGAAUUCUGGACGACAGAGAACGACUUCUUCGGGAUCGAUUCCGCAGGCUCAGCAGUAUAACAACUACGAGUACUCCGGCGCGGGGCCAAGCGAGCAAUCUUACGCUCCCCGCGCCCAGUACAUCCCGAACUCCCCUCCGCAGUCUCCGCCUCAGACCGCAGGGAGUCCAGCGGAUCCGGUGCAACCCAGGAAUACGUCGUACGCAAUUCAGCAACCGAAGAAGGUCGAGGAGGCGAAGAAGAAGGGGUUCAUGAAGAGGUUGAGUUUCAAGAAAUAGACGGGGGGUUUCAGAGGCAGGAGAAUGAGGGAACGAUUAUGAUGAUGGAGACGAGAUGACGAGAUGAAGGAAAUGACGUCUUUCUGGGUUUUGGAUUG